Plectropomus leopardus (leopard coralgrouper) is the source of this 1602-nucleotide messenger RNA. It is a transcript of the gene fnta, whose product is annotated as farnesyltransferase, CAAX box, subunit alpha. Gene Ontology annotation, cellular component: CAAX-protein geranylgeranyltransferase complex; cytoplasm; protein farnesyltransferase complex. Gene Ontology annotation, biological process: protein geranylgeranylation; protein farnesylation. NCBI's taxonomy places the organism in Eukaryota, Metazoa, Chordata, Actinopteri, Perciformes, Serranidae. The record is from RefSeq and is a predicted model, not a curated record. Gene Ontology annotation, molecular function: CAAX-protein geranylgeranyltransferase activity; protein farnesyltransferase activity.
CGCGGACUACAGACAGGAUUAAGCUACACUGUUAGCAAUGUCAGGUGUUGAGGAAAUUCAAAAUGAAAUUGUAGAAAUCCAGGAGGACAAAGACUUUGAUGUAGAGACUGAGGACCACCUCGGGGAUGAAUACUUUAUCGACCCGACUCGAUAUAUAUUUUACAGAGACAGAAAGGAGUGGGCUGACCUGGAGCCUGUUCCUCAGGAUGAUGGACCUAAUCCUGUAGUGAAGAUCGCCUACUCUGAAAAGUUCUCAGAUGUAUAUGACUAUUUCCGUGCACUCCUGAAGAACGAUGAAAGAAGCGACCGGGCUUUCGCCUUGACAGCAGAUGCCAUUGAGCUAAACGCUGCCAAUUACACAGUUUGGCACUACAGGCGAGUACUGCUGCAAGCCCUGUCUAAGGACCUGAGGGAGGAGAUGAGGUACAUUACUAACAUCAUCGAGGAGCAACCCAAAAACUAUCAAGUCUGGCACCACAGACGUAUGGUGGUAGAGUGGUUGAAUGACCCCUCGGAAGAACUGGAGUUCAUUGCGGACAUUCUCAGCCAAGAUGCAAAGAACUACCACGCCUGGCAGCACAGACAGUGGGUCAUCCAGGAGUACAAACUGUGGGACAAUGAGCUGGAGUUUGUGGAGAAUCUGCUGGAAGAGGAUGUGAGGAAUAACUCUGCGUGGAACCAGAGGCAUUUUGUAAUUUCUCACACUACAGGCUUCUCUGAUCCAGCCAUAGUGGAAAGAGAGAUUCAGUACUGUCUGAACCAGAUCAAGAAGGCUCCCCACAAUGAAAGCGCGUGGAACUAUUUGAAAGGGAUGCUGCAAGACCGAGGUCUGUCGUCUGCACCGGGCCUGCUGGAGAGGGUCCUUGAGCUGAAGGAGACUCAUUGUUCCUCUUACCUUCUAGCAUUUCUGUUUGAUUGCUACGAGGACGCCUUGGAGAACAGCAGCCAAAAAGAAAAUGCAGCAGAAGAGGAACGAAAGGAAACUUUAGGAAAGGCUCUAGAAAUUUGUCAACUUCUGGCUCAGGAGAAGGACACCAUCCGCAAGGAGUACUGGCUGUUUUUGGGACGAUCUUUAAAGAACAAACACGGAAACGGUGGUCUCUCUGAUGAGCCUCUGACGGAUGAUCCUGAAGCAGCAGUCCCAGCAUCUGGGCAGCAGGAGACGAGCUAGACCACGCAUCUAUAAUUUCUGUCUUUUGUUGUGUUUGACAGCAGUUCCCGCAUACUGAUCAACUCCUGCUAAUGUGUUUUCACCCACACGUAUUUCAGUUAAAUGUUUGCGAUAUGGUAGGCACACGUUAAUAACUAAUGAAAGAAAAAAUGCUAGCAGGAGCCUUCUGACAUUUAUUUGCAUUUCUUUGUGUUGUGUUUUUUUAAAUAAAUUAUGUUAGUUUUGUUGCAAUUCUUGAAUUUCCAGAUUAACAGAUAUUUUUGAAUGGACAGUCAUCUCAAAAGACUUUGAAUGGUGCAUAGUGUGCUUGUAAACGCACUCUUUAUACAAAUCCUGGAUUAUGUCUUGGUCGUAGAGAAUACAUGUAGCUAUGUUUGAAUGGAGGGCAGCAGAAAGAAUCAUGAAGCAUAACAAUAAAACUCUUUGUAGUA